Messenger RNA from Hipposideros armiger (great roundleaf bat), 1184 nucleotides. RefSeq names its product leucine rich repeat containing 39 (gene LRRC39). Gene Ontology annotation, molecular function: protein binding. The coding region runs from base 230 to 1150 and encodes 306 amino acids. Lineage: Eukaryota; Metazoa; Chordata; Mammalia; Chiroptera; Hipposideridae. The transcript has 9 exons. The record is from RefSeq and is a predicted model, not a curated record.
UGAACUAAAAUUAGAACUCGGCUGACAUUACAUUUCACUUGGUUACGGUCUGACUGAGGAUUUUAAUCAUUCAGAGCGACACUGAAAACAAUUCUCCCUGCAAUCCAUCCUUAAUCACCAACUUUGGGCAUGUCAGCUUCCGCAUCCAGCGACAAUGGUCCUUUCUGAGAUGGCAUCUGUGAUACAUCUAUUCAGAACUUAAUGAAGUUGGUGACAAUGUGGAGAAAUCAUGUCAGAAAAUGUGGUGUGUACUGGAACUGUCACUACUGUAAAGAAAGUUUGGGAAAAAAGAAUAGAGACACUCAAUGAAGACUUGAAGCGAGAGAAGGAAUUUCGACAGAAGUAUGCUUUAACAUAUUCUCCUUUAACCCUUCCUUCUUCUCUACUGAAACUGAAUCAGCUACAGGAGUGGCAGCUACAUAGAACUGGUUUAUUGAAAAUUCCUGAAUUCAUUGGAAGAUUCCAGAACCUCAUUGUGUUAGAUUUAUCUCGAAAUUCAAUUUCAGAGAUACCUAGAGUAAUAGGACUGCUUACUAGACUUCAGGAACUGAUUCUUAGUUACAACAAAAUCAAGACUGUCCCGAAGGAACUAAGUCACUGUGCCAGCUUGGAGAAACUAGAACUUGCUGUUAACAGAGAAAUAUGUGAUCUUCCAGAAGAGCUCAGCAAUUUGUUAAAGCUUACUCACCUUGAUCUGAGCAUGAACCACUUCACUGCAAUCCCUCCUGCUGUGUUGAACAUGCCUGCCCUUGAGUGGCUUGACCUGGGAAGCAACAGACUGGAACAACUUCCUGAUGCUAUAGAAAGAAUGCAAAAUUUACAUACAUUAUGGCUGCAACGAAAUGAAAUAACAUGCUUGCCAGAAACUAUCAGCAAUAUGAAAAAUCUGGGUACUCUUGUUCUCUGCAACAAUAAACUGCAAGAUAUUCCAGUGUGCAUGGAAGAAAUGACCAAUCUGAGGUAUGUCAACUUCAGAGACAAUCCAUUGAAAUUAGAAGUAACGCUUCCUCCCAAUGAAAGCCUAGCGGAAGAGGAACAGGAAUUAUUUGGCCUUCAGUUCAUGCACACAUACAUACAGGAGUCACGGACAGCAGACAACCAAGUCAACUGUUCGACGACUUUACCAAUCUCUAUAAACAGUGAUGGAUAAUAUAAGUCAAGGUGCCCUGCUCAAGAAGAUUACU